Sodiomyces alkalinus F11 is the source of this 933-nucleotide messenger RNA. RefSeq lists its product as hypothetical. The transcript is spliced from 4 exons. NCBI's taxonomy places the organism in Eukaryota, Fungi, Ascomycota, Sordariomycetes, Glomerellales, Plectosphaerellaceae. The coding region runs from base 1 to 933 and encodes 310 amino acids. The record is from RefSeq and is a predicted model, not a curated record.
AUGUUGUUUGCGAAAUUCUCAAACUCGAACCGUCUGGAACUCCGUAAUACAACCCAUAUCGCCUCCGAAACAAGGUUCCGUGUAAUUAAGGUCUCGGCUCCCGGACCCGGCCGGCAACCGACCCACAGGAGCACGGCGCCGCCGAUAGCACCAUCCCAUGCCACGUCCUACGAGACAAACAACGGUACACAGCACCGGGCAGGCCGCAAGGCAGGACAAGGCAAGUUGCAACGGCAGCAAGUCGAGAACACCACUAUACGUUACUUGCUCCGUUACUUAUGCAAGCCUGCGUUUCCCCGCGCCCGUCGCGCCCAAUCAGCAUUACAGCAGCCAGCCGCCGGGUAUAAUAAACCAACAAGCCACGACGGGCGGCGAUUUAACAAAACCGGUAUUCGUGGUCGGCAGGCAUUUUUAGGAUCCUCUCGAGUUCAAUCCCGUCUCUCGGUCGAGACCGCCCGCAGCAUAGUCACUGCACUGACGACCUUGCAUAAUCUAUGUAAUUCACGCCACCUCGCACAUGCAUUUUUCACUCUGACACAAAACGGCUGGGGUUUAUGCAACGAGCAUAUUUGCCGCUGUCAACCGGUUUCCGGACCCUUGAUCGCUCUCAAUCUCGCCUAUGUCUCGGGUAUCAUCGCGCUCAGCCACAAGUCCGUGUCCUCGGAAUGCCGGCCCCUACCUCGAGUCUUUCACCAUCUUCGUUCAGAAGAAGACGGGGUUCAAAGGGGACAUGGACUGACGGGUUUACCGCAUGAGCAGAAUGGCGCGCCAACCCCCUGGCACUUUAGCCUCCACUCUGACCUCGAGCGACAUUCACUGUCCAACAUCCUCCAUCUGGGUAUUGUAAUUUCCAUUUACUAUGCGCCUGCUGGGUUCAAGCCACACCCUAUGGUCUCUCUCCCAGCCCCAAGACAGAAUACAGAUGCAUUGUAA